Balaenoptera musculus (blue whale) is the source of this 1149-nucleotide messenger RNA. RefSeq names its product olfactory receptor 10R2. Bases 1 to 1149 code for a protein of 382 amino acids. Gene Ontology annotation, biological process: G protein-coupled receptor signaling pathway. Gene Ontology annotation, cellular component: membrane. Lineage: Eukaryota; Metazoa; Chordata; Mammalia; Artiodactyla; Balaenopteridae. The record is from RefSeq and is a predicted model, not a curated record. Gene Ontology annotation, molecular function: olfactory receptor activity; G protein-coupled receptor activity. The transcript is spliced from 3 exons.
AUGGAUUUGGUAGAGAUCGUCUCACAAACACCUUACUCUCUCAAGGUUGUGUGCUUGAAACAGCGCUUAAGUCUGAGGCUCUACAAGCUGCAGGAAGAAGAGACUGCCUGGUGUGGCCUGCAAGCCUUGAUUCUUGCCAUGAACCAUGCUGUUGCCGUUAUGGAAUCUGGCUUCCCUCACCACUCUGCAUGCCAUACUUUCUUGAUUACUGCAUCAUUAAGGUCUUGGCAGAAAACCUCACCAUUGUCACUGAGUGACCUGUUGCUGGGUUUUUCAAGCCUUGGUGAAAUUCAGUUUGUCCUCUUUGUGGUUUUCCUUUUUCUAUACCUAGUCAUCCUCAGUGACAAUGUCACUAUUGUUAGUGUCAUCCUCCUGGAUAAAAGCCUCCACACACCAAUGUACUUCUUCCUCAGCACUCUCUCAACAUUAGAGACCUUCUACACCUUUGUCGUCUUACCCAAGAUGUUCAUCAAUCUCCUUUCUGUGGCCAGGACAAUCUCCUUCACCUGUUGUGCCAUCCAAAUGUUCUUCUUCCUUGGUUUUGCUAUUACCAACUGCCUGCUACUGGGAGUGAUGGGCUAUGGUCAUUAUGCUGCCAUUUGUCAACCUCUGCAUUACCCUAUCCUUAUGAGUUGGCAGGUGUGUGGAAAAUUGGGAGCCACCUGUGGGAUUGGUGGGUUCUUGGCCUCACUAACAGUAGUGUAUUUAGUUUUCAGCCUUCCUUUCUGUAGUGCCAACAAAGUCAACCAUUAUUUCUGUGACAUCUCACCAGUCAUUCAUCUGGCUUGCACAAAUACAGAUGUUCAUGAGUUUGUCAUAUUCAUCUGUGGGGUUCUUGUACUUGUGGUCCCAUUUUUAUUCAUCUGUGUUUCUUAUAUCUGCAUUCUGAGGACUAUCCUGAAGAGUCCCUCUGCUGAAGGCAGACAGAAAGCCUUUUCCACCUGUGCCUCUCACCUCACUGUUGUUAUUAUUCACUGUGGUUGUGCUUCCUACAUCUACCUGAGACCAACAGCAAACUAUGUGUCGAAAAAGGACAGGCUGGUAAUGGUGACAUACACUAUUGUCACUCCAUUAUUAAACCCCAUGGUAUACAGUCUCAGAAACAAGGAUGUCCAAGUUGCUAUUAGAAAAGUGUUGGGGAAGAAAUGA